Messenger RNA from Zea mays, 2661 nucleotides. RefSeq names its product F-box protein At-B. The transcript has 4 exons. NCBI's taxonomy places the organism in Eukaryota, Viridiplantae, Streptophyta, Magnoliopsida, Poales, Poaceae. Gene Ontology annotation, biological process: SCF-dependent proteasomal ubiquitin-dependent protein catabolic process. The coding region runs from base 171 to 1985 and encodes 604 amino acids. Gene Ontology annotation, molecular function: protein binding. The record is from RefSeq and is a predicted model, not a curated record. Gene Ontology annotation, cellular component: SCF ubiquitin ligase complex.
CACACUCCUAGACCAGGUAUCCAAAGUCCAAACACCGUGCUCGUGUGGGCCCUGAGUGCCAGCGGCAUAUCCUGUGAUUCUCGCACCCUACUCCUCCAGUCCUCCUCUCUGCAGAUCUGUGCGUGUUCUUCUCAAUCCAUUCCAGAGUCCACGCUGCAGAAGCCAAGGGGAUGGAGGUCACAAUAGCGGAGAAGAAGCCCCGGGCCGCCGGCGACGGCGGCGGCCUGGUUGAGAGGCUCCCCGAGGCGCUCCUGGUGGAGGUGCUGGCCCGUGUCGACGUCGACGGCGCCUGCUCCGCCGCUGCGUCCUGCCGCUCGCUCUACGCUGCCGCCAACGCCGUUCUCCCCGCCCUCACCUCCAUCGACCUCUCCGCCUUUGCCCCGUCGAACGCCAUCCUCAGCAGGAUUCUCGCGGGGAAUGGCGCGGUCCGCAGCCUCACCGUCAACUGCAGCCUCCUCGACGACUCCGCCGCCUCCGUCAUCGCCAGGGGUAGCCUGCGCGACCUCUCGCUGCUCAAAUGCUCCUUCUCGAUGAGCUUCUUUGUGGCUCUUGGUGGGGCAUGCCACGAUUUAAGAUCGUUGAAGCUGGAGAUGGCGGUUUGUCCAUACACUCUAUAUCCUUGCCUAGCACCUGUCUACGUGGGAUGUGUUCACUUGGAGACUCUUUGGGUGAAGUUCCCUCUGCUAGAUCCACUCACCACUUUUCGCAGUUACAAGGCUGGAUCACCUCUCAUUCCUAGUAACAUCAAGGACCUGUUGCUACAACCUGUAUCUCAUUCUAGGGCAAAGACGGUCUUCCUGAAAACCACAUCUCUGAACAAACACAUCACUGACAACUUGGAAUCACUCUCUUUAGUUCUUGACAUGGUAACGGAUGAACUCGUUAUGUUGAUCACCAGUAAUGUCCAUAAGUUGUCUGAGCUAUGCCUGGAAGAUGAACCUGAUACCCAACCAAAUUUGCCUGAAGAUUUGACCAAUGUGGGGCUUCAAGCACUUGGCUUGUGCCACAACUUGAAACAUUUGUCUCUGACACGACGUUCCUAUGACUUCAGACGGGUAAACGACUUUGGGAUACUGAUGCUUGCUGACGGAUGCAAGCAACUGAGAACCAUUAGACUUGGUGGGUUUUCUAAAGUAAGUGAUGCAGGGUAUGCAGCCCUUCUCCACUCUGGAAAGGACCUGAAGAAGUUUGAGGUCAGCAAUGGCUGGUGCUUGUCAGACUUGGCAUGCCUAGAUCUUGAUAAGGCAGCUCCAAAUAUUACAGAAGUGAGGUUGCUUAACUGUGCUCUCCUAACCAGUGAUACAGCCAUAUCUCUAGCACCCUGCACUAACUUAAAGGUUCUUGAUCUUUCGGGUUGCAAGAGCAUUGCAGACUCUGGCUUGGUUUCCAUCUCACAGCUUCCCAACCUAACUCUACUGGACCUUGCUGGAGCUGACAUUACUGAUGUGGGUUUAUCGGCACUCGGUAAUGGGAGGUGCUUGAUAUCUUCUUUGUGCUUGAGAGGUUGCAGAAGGAUCAGCAGUAAUGGAAUAGCUUCACUGUUGUGCGGGGCUGGCACCAUCAACAAGACAUUAGUUUCGCUUGACAUCGGAAAUGUGCCAAGAAUAUCAUGUCGGGCUGUGACAGUGAUUGCUAAGAACUGUGAGCAGAUAAGCAGCCUGUGUCUGCGGAACUGCCUCCUCAUAACCGAUUCAUCUCUCGAGGUGCUAGGUUCUAUGGGAUGCGACUCCAGUAAAUGCCCCCUGAGAAUGCUUGAUCUUGCCUACUGCAGCAAACUGUCUCGAAACUUCCUGAGACACUUUGAGCCGCCGCUGUUCCGAGGACUGCGGUGGCUUGGCAUCGGUAAGAAUGUAGCUCAACGUCGUGGCUGCAGCCUGACAAUUGCGGAGGUUCUGGAGCGAAAGCCAGGAUUAACCAUCUGCUGCAACGCCUGCGACAUGGGCUGCAGGAACAAGUGCCAUCCAGACAUUCGUUUUCUUCAGUAGAUGUGCUGCAAAGGCUGCAACAUGGGCUGCAGGAACCAGUGUCAUCCAGAGUCCAGACAUUUGUUUCCUUAAGUAGAUAUGCAGGAUUAAGGGUCUGUUUGUUUCAGUUUAUAGAUUUAUAUGAGAUUAAAGGAUCUGGAUUAUAUAAUCUAGAUUAGAUUAUUUGGGUGUAGCUGUUUGGCAACCUAGUUUAUUGAAAAAUUCAAUUAUUGAUUUUAGUCAUAUGUUGCGUGGUGGGAGCAAGAAAAAAAUAGAUGAAACAUUUUUUUAGGUAAGGAGUGACAAUGGUGAGUAAUAUCUUCUGAAGUUGCUAUAGGUAGUGAGUCUAGAUUAUUUAAGCCAGAUUGUAUAAUCUGGACAGAUUAUAAGCUAAGACAAACAGACCCUAACCCAUCUGUGGCAUGGGUUGCAAUAGAAGUGUCAACCCAACAUUCGUUUUCUUCAGUACAUGUGUUUGAUAUUGUUGUGAAACGACACCUCUUCACUAACAGAUGCCUUUUCAGGAGAUGAUCUCAUCUAUUCAAGCAUAAGAUUAGUGGAUUGGAUUAGACGGUUAGAAUUACUUUCAAAGGGCAUGUUCUUCAGGAAUGUUCUUCAGGAGAGAUAUUUGGAAUAAUGCACACACCAUGAUCUUAUAAUUUAUUUUUUAUAUAAUUGAUUAUUUUAGUUUAAGUCA